Messenger RNA from Chara braunii, 3434 nucleotides. NCBI's taxonomy places the organism in Eukaryota, Viridiplantae, Streptophyta, Charophyceae, Charales, Characeae. The record is from the annotation of a GenBank genome assembly.
UCACGGACUUCUAGUGGAUGCCCAUUCCCUUGACCGGACGAUUGCCGAAUCCGCAUUGCAACGUGCUUAUGGCACAAUUGCGGGACUACUUGCACACUGCAGUACCAGCUCCGUUGAUGGACGCCGGAGCAGAGGUUGUCGACCUUCACGCUGACAUCGCGAAGAUCGACCGCGAGUUCAAGACGCAACGGUACGACGACAUCGACGCACCAUUGCUAUAUGUACGCAUUCAGAUCGGAGAGGCGACCUGCAGUGCCUUGAUCGAUUGCGGAGCAUCUCGCAACAACAUCAGCCAGGACUUCAUGGUACGCGCCGACCUUGGCCCACGUGUCCGGAGGAAGUCCCAGCCUACGCAAGUCACUCUGGCAGACGGUCAUACGCACAAGUCCAUUGACCGGUGCAUUGACGCCGUCCCAGUGUACUUUGCCCCUCACGCAAGUGAGGCGGUGUCCUUUGACAUUCUGGACACCAAAUUCGACAUGAUCUUGGGCAUGUCAUGGCUGCGAAGCGAGGAUCACCCGGUGAACUUCUUCCACCGCACCGUUCACAUCCGUGAUCGAAACGGAGUACUAGUUCCAUGCAUGGUGCCUCUUCCUCAUCCUUCGAUCAGCUACCACGCGGUAUCCGCCACAAGCAUGCGAGCUUCCAUCAUCAGAGACGACAUCAAGGAGAUGGGGGUGUGUUUUCUCCACGCCCUCCCGCCCCAUGAUGCUUCAUCGACGGACUCACCUUCGGAUCAACGCAUCACCGAACUUCUCGACGCCUACAGCGACGUGUUCGAAGGCCCGCACGRAGUAGUACCGGAUCGACCCAUCCGCCACGAGAUCAUCCUCGAGGACGGGGCCGUACCUCUGUGCGGUUGCAUCUACCGAAUGAGCGAGGAAGAGUUAAGUGUGCUUCGGGCACAACUCGACGACCUUCUAGAGAAAGGCUGGAUUCGGCCUAGCUCAUCGCCAUAUGGUGCUCCUGUUCUCUUCAUCCGGAAGAAGAACAAGGACCCGCGAUUGUGCAUCGAUUAUCCCAAGCUCAACGCGCAGACGAUAAGGAACGCCGACCGUCUCCCACGCAUCGACGACCUUCUCGAGCGAUUGGGCGUCGCCCAGUUCUUCUCUAAGCUGGAUCUCAAGUCAGGGUACCACCAACUCGAGAUUCAAAAGGCGGAUUGCUACAAGACCGCGUUCAAGACACGCCGGAGUUUGGACGAGCAUGUGGAACACAUGCGCACCGUUUUGGAGCGGCUACGACAAGCCAAGUACAAAGCAAACCGCAACAAGUGCGAGUUCGCACAACAGGAGCUGGAGUACUUGGGACACUAUGUGACGCCGCAAGGCAUCCGUCCGCUUGCGGACAAGAUCGAGGCCCUACGAGUAUGGCCCGAGCCCACGAACACCACGGACGUUCGUUCAUUCAUGGGGUUGGCGGGCUACUAUCAGCGAUUCAUCACCGGAUACUCUAGGAUUGCUGCACCUAUGACGAGGUUACAGUCGCCAAAGGUGCCAUUCGUAUUCGAUGACGACGCACGCCGGUCAUUCCAAGCACGUAAGACGGCUAUGCUUAUGGCACCCGUCCUUACUAGCAUCUAUGACCCCACCCUGCCGACGCGAGUGACUACGAACGCUUCCGGCUAUGGCAUUGGGGCAAUCUUGGAACAACACGACGGCGACGACUGGCACCCUGUAGAGUAUUUCAGCCACAAAGUGCCUCUCAUCAACUCGCUUGAUGAUGCAAGGAAGAAGGAGCUGCUCGCAUUCGUGAUGACUCUCAAGCGCUGGCGACACUUCCUCCUUGGGCGUCGUAGGUUCACAUGGGUCACAGACAACAAUCCAUUGACCUACUACAAGACGCAGGACACGGUGAGCAGCACGAUCGGACGAUGGAUGUACUUCAUCGACCAAUUUGACUUCAGACCGAAACAUGUCCCCGACCUCUCCAAUCGCGUAGCAGAUGCACUCUCGCGAAGACCAGAUCUUUGCGCUAAGAUACAUCAUGCCUUCGCAUUCGACGAGGAGCUUCAACGACACUUCAUCCGGGCAUAUCAGUCUGAUCCGAACUUCGACACACUCUAUGCACAGCUAUCUUCGGAUCACCCGCCGGCCAGCCAUUUCCGCAUUGCCGACGGGUACUUGCUCCUCCACUCGAGAGGCAAGGACUUACUAUGUGUCCCACGCGAUCGUCGUCUUCGGACUCGCCUCCUCGGCGAGUAUCAUGAUUCACGACUCGCCGGCCAUUUCGGAGUCAACCGCACUAUUGCACGGCCUCGACACGGAUUCCGAUGGUCCGACCUCAUUACCGAUGUCACUCGGUAUUGCGACUCUUGCGAAGUUUGCCGACGCAGCAAGCCCCGCAACCGCAAUCCCUACGGCGAGUUACACCCGAUGCCUAUCCCACGGGAACCCGGUCUCUCUAUCGCCAUGGACGUCACCGGUCCGUUUCCUCGCGAUCCCCUCGGGCACGACGACAUCCUCACGGUUGUGGACCGAUUGAACGGCCAGACGGAGCGGGCACAUCAAACCGCUCAAAUGAUGCUUCGUACGCUCAUCCGUCCGGACCAGAAAGAUUGGGUUGACCGCCUCCCCGACAUCGAGUUCGCCUACAACACUUCGGUGCAUCCGGCGAUCGGCGUGACUCCAUUCGAGUUGCACCACGGUGGACGGAAAGGCCGGAUCUUUGCCGACCUUCUCCUCCCCCGACCAGCCGACAUUGACGCUGCCUGCUCUCCCGCUUCCGUCCGGAAGUACAGGGAAUUGCUGACUCAAGCCAACGCAAAUAUGCAAAAGGCUCAAGUCCGCAUGCAGCAGCAAGCCAACAGGCGUCACGUACCAUGUCCCAUCCGUGCCGGUGAUCUGGUUUGGGUCUCCGCGGAAGAGUUUGCACUGGAACAGGAUGUUUCACGCAAACUGCUUCCCAAGUGGUUUGGACCUUGGUCGGCGACAGCAGCCGCGGGCGAUGAGCCCGAUGACCCUUCAUUUGUGAUCAACAUUCCAGAUCAUCUGACGGUCCAUCCGGUCUUCCACGCCUCGAAGCUGGCAACAUACACGCCAACCAAGAGCGACGACUUCCUGGACCGACGAUCGCAGGACCCUCCUUCUAUGGAUGGCCAUCAGGAAGUUGACCGCGUCAUCUCCGAUCGCAAGUACGGCAGCAAGCUGCGGCAGUACAAAGUCACAUUCAAAGCAUGCGAUCGCGACGACACUCGGUGGAUUUCAGGCGCAGAUUUGAAAGCAUCCGCACCGCUGAUCUACGCGCAUUAUGAAAAGCGGAGUGGGUCUCGGGCGAGGCCUUGUGUCUUCCUUUCUGGGGAUAGAUUCGCACACUCCAAAUAGAGGUCAAGUUGGGUGUAAAAUAAAACGAUUAUUGCAGCGGAUGGGGGUUCGGACUGACCCAUGUGGCUGAAUGGAACAUUCAUGGACUGUUGAUAAAUAGCCCCGAAAAGA